Molecule: messenger RNA, 2395 nt
Organism: Patiria miniata (bat star)
Lineage: Eukaryota; Metazoa; Echinodermata; Asteroidea; Valvatida; Asterinidae
Product: ras-related GTP-binding protein A
Exons: 8
Coding region: 146-1063 (305 amino acids)
Biological process (GO): cellular response to starvation; positive regulation of TOR signaling; cellular response to amino acid stimulus
Cellular component (GO): nucleus; lysosome; Gtr1-Gtr2 GTPase complex
Molecular function (GO): GTP binding; GTPase activity
Source: RefSeq, a predicted model, not a curated record
CCAUUGCCCUCAUGUGACCCGACAUAUUACCUCACAUCAAAAUGAUGGCGACGGACGGAAUCCCUUUCUACGCAUAAAACAGUGCAAAUAAAUUACUCGGUAAAUCAAGAAAUUCUGCGGCAAGGAAGACAGCAAAUUUGACAGAAUGAAGAAGAAGGUACUACUGAUGGGUAAGAGUGGGUCUGGUAAGACCAGCAUGAGGUCCAUUAUCUUUGCCAACUAUAUCGCCCGGGACACCCGCAGGUUAGGGGCUACAAUCGACGUUGAGCAUUCUCACGUCAGAUUUCUAGGCAACCUCGUCUUAAACCUCUGGGACUGCGGCGGCCAAGAGGCGUUCAUGGAGAACUACUUUGCCAGCCAGCGGGACAACAUCUUCCGCAACGUGGAGGUCCUGAUCUACGUCUUUGACGUGGAGAGCCGGGAGCUGGACAAGGACAUGCACUACUACCAGUCCUGCCUGGAGGCCAUCCUGCAGAACUCUCCCGAGGCUAAGAUCUUCUGUCUCAUCCACAAGAUGGAUCUGGUUCAAGAGGAUGAGAGGGAAUUAAUUUUCCAUGAGCGAGAGGAGGACCUGAAGCGUCUGUCCAAGCCCCUCUCCUGCACCUGUUUCCGUACCUCCAUCUGGGACGAGACCCUCUACAAGGCCUGGUCCUCCAUUGUCUAUCUCCUCAUUCCCAACGUGCAGCAACUCGAGUCCAAUCUCCAGCAGUUUGCAGAGAUCAUUGACGCCGAUGAGGUCCUACUAUUCGAAAGGGCUACAUUUUUGGUAAUCUCACACUGUCAGAGGAAGUCACAGAGGGACGUUCACCGAUUUGAGAAGAUAAGCAAUAUCAUCAAGCAAUUCAAACUUAGCUGCAGUAAACUUGCAGCGUCGUUUCAGAGUAUGGAGGUGAAGAAUUCGGCAUUUGCGGCAUUCAUCGAUGUGUUUACAUCAAAUACAUACGUGAUGGUGAUCAUGUCAGACCCAUCAAUACCUUCAGCUGCAACUCUGAUCAACAUCAAGAAUGCCAGGAAACACUUUGAGAAGCUGGAAAAAAUAACAGACAAUCCUAUGGUCACUUAAAAACAAACUUGCUUACUAAAAUGUUAUCUUAGCCUAGCGUUCACCUGUCACGUGGAGUAAGACCGUAUCCAAAUUACUUGCCUAUGGCUUGACAUUACACACGCGUCUAUGGUAGAGGCUACAGCCACUUCUCAUAGACUCGUGUGUAAUUUCAAGCCGUAGCCAAGUAAUAAGGACACAGCCAAAAUGCCAUGGAGCUGCUCAGAACGUAAAUUUUAUUAGCACGGAAAAUAAUUGCUUAGCAAAACCAGGUUACCAGCCAAAAUAUAAUGCAAUGUUUAUUGCUAUUGACUGGUCCUCAGCUUAUUUAUGCUUAGCAUGUAAAUCUGCUAAGCAAUACUUCCUGCUUAGCAAAACCAGGUUACCAGCCAAACUAUAAUGCAAUGUUUAUUGCUAUUGGCUGGUACUCAGCUUAUUUAUGCUUAGCAUGUAAAUCUGCUAAGCUUUACUUCCUGCUUAGCAAAACCAGGUUACCAGCCAAACUAUAAUGCAAUGUUUAUUGCUAUUGACUGGUACUCAGCUUAUUUAUGCUUAGCAUGUAAAUCUGCUAAGUUAUACUUCAUGCUUAGCAAAACCAGGUUACCAGCCAAACUGUAAUGCAAUGUAUAUUGCUGGUGACUGGUACUCAGCUUAUUUAUGCUUAGCAUGUAAAUCUGCUAAGCUUUCUGCUUAGCAGGGCCGUGAAAUGUGUCAAUUGUCAUAACAGAUUUUCUUCAGGGUUAGGCUCCAUCCGAAUCAGCUGUCUAGAGCUAGGUCUACGUCUGCGUCCAUUGAAAAUAUGCGGGGACGCGCUGACAAUAGACGUAGCCGUAGCUCUGGAAGCCUGUUUCAGACACGGCCUUACAGUCCUAUCAGGCAUGCAACUUUUCCUCGGAUCCGCUGAUUUCCUUGUUUUCUUACUUCUCAUAAAUGCCAUUACAAAUGUAAAAAUACUUUUCAAAGUCUUGUGUGGUUUUGGAGUUGCCUUGUUUUUUUCUUCUAAAUUCCCAGUUGCAUGCUUGUCAUAUGGUCAGUGUAGGUUAUCACUCUUUGCAAAAAGCAACCUGGGAUCCUCCGUUUACCUCAUUAAAUAGUCAGUUUUGGUAAACAUCUUAGGAAUACUACACAACUAGGAGUGUCUAUACAGCGAUAAACACUACAUUCUAUGACAUUUACUUUUGAAAGUUUCGUUUACAAUCAGGCUUGUACAUAGAGGUAACAACUUUACAGAUAUGGACCAUUUUGUGUGUGACUUUUUUGAUCAAAUGGGGGGGGGUUUCAAAGUUGAACACCCUUGUAAUUGUAAACAGUGAUAUCAUUUUUAACAUUAAACCAAUAGUGCAGACAUGAGAA